Molecule: messenger RNA, 429 nt
Organism: Kwoniella mangroviensis CBS 8507
Lineage: Eukaryota; Fungi; Basidiomycota; Tremellomycetes; Tremellales; Cryptococcaceae
Exons: 2
Coding region: 1-429 (142 amino acids)
Source: RefSeq, a predicted model, not a curated record
AUGAAGUCCUCGAGGUACCAUAUACCGGCAAAGGAGAUCGAAGAACGCUCAGAGAGGGACAAUCAAUUGAUAUCUGCUUUACUGAGCUUUAUCACCCUAGAACGAGAAUAUCUACAUUCAAGAUGCAUGUCGAAAAUCCAAGUCAUCUACAAAGGCACUCUCAUUUCACGUGCAGGAGCGAUCAUCGGCAUCGUCCAGCAGAUGGGUGGUCAGACAAGGGAAGCAAGGGAAGGUGAUAUCGUUACUGUAGAUGAGGACAGGCUCAAACAAAGGUAUAGACUCGUUUCGGAUGCUUCUACUGACCAAGAGAGAAACGGACAGAGUGAUCAAUAUCAUGUUCCGAUCACUUUGGUGGGAUUGGUAGAGCUCAUCAAAGAAUGUCGUAAGAAGGAGCUGGAAGAGAGGACGAUGGAUUUACUUACUUUUUGA